AAGGUACAAAUGCUCGUAGCUGGGGCAGUACCGCCAAGGGGAACAAACUUGUACCAUAUUAAUGGGUACAAAGAAGUACCCCUACAGUUUGUGCCUUUUAGGUACAAAUAUGUAAUGUAAUUAUCUAUGAAGAUUCGGGAGGAGCGCGUCAGAUACUUAGCCUAAUCAUCACAGGUGGACCACAAUCAAGUAAUCAAUCCCACAGUAUAAAUAUCGCUGACUUACCUCUAUCCAUUGACGGUUUAUCAGCAUUUUGGUCCGCAUGCACCAUGUCCCAAAACCGAGAUUCCUCGUCAGAAGACUCAUCCAGCUCUUCCCUAGCCCCAUCACUGCAGCCAGCCGGCUCCAAGGCCACCCCUUCCCGGUGUGGCAACCAAAUCGAGCCCCAGGCUCCAACCCGCGGGCGCGGUACGGCGCGAGCAGCUACUCGCCUCCCAAGACGCCUAGGCCUACCUUCGCCGCCUCCGGCGAGAACCGCGGCUGACUCCCCCGCGUCCUCCUACCGCUCGGCCAGGCAUACGAUUCCGCCAAUCGACAAAUGGACGGUGUCGAGUCUGAGGCAGGCCCUGUCCAAAAACGACAUCACACCAUCAAGCAAGUUAAACAAAUCCGAACUGUAUGACUUGUAUACAAAAAAUCUAAAUAAUAACAUUUCUCCCCAGUCUACCCCUGUACCAAAGAAACGACAAAAGAAAGGAGUACCUCAAAAUUCGCCUCAAAGCACUCCACCAUCCUCCGCCGCUAGGCCUAGCUCGCAGCGGCUAUCAAGCCGUAGCAAGAGGCCUUCAGCAAGCCUAGGCCGCGCCCCGGUUCCAACCGCAAGGGCGCUCGCUAUGUUGCCCGGAGCUCAGCCUCCUUCCGCGGCUCCAAUUCCAACAGCUCAGGGCGCCGAAGCCCAAGGAGGCUCCUGGCCGCCUCCUCCACCCAUCGCAGCCCCUCCAUACGGAACUUUCAAUACCAACACCGCAGCCCAGGCAAGCGCUUGGCCGAACAGUUCGCCACAUACAGCGCCGCCUCCCGCUUCCUCCAGCUUCUCGCCCGCGGUCCAAACUAGCGCUUGGUCGAACUGGCUGUCACACAAUGCCCCGCCUCCCGCUCUGCCGAGCUCCGAGCCCGCCGCUCAUGCUAACGUUUGGCCGAACUGGCCGCCUUACACAGCCCCGACUCUAGCCCAUCCCAGCUUCGGGCCCGCGGCCCAAGCAACUGCCUGGCCAUACUGGCCGCCCAACCCAGCCCCGCAACCCGCGGCCUCAAACUCCGGGCCCGCGGCUCAAGCAAGCGCUUGGCCGCAAUCGCUGCCAAACACAGCUCCGCCCCCAGUUGUCGCCACCACCCUCCUCCAAGCGAAAUCCCCCCAUUCACUCUUCACUGCUACACCAAUGCCCAUCCCAUCAAACGCUGUCGCCCUCGAACCUCCCCAAGUGACCCACAGCAUUCGGGCACAGAUAUUAGCAGGUGCGGAUGUAGAUCUCUCGUCUCUCCUUUCUCUCCUGCCCACAUCCGAUUCAAACCGCCAAAUAGACUGCGGGGACUUCUCAGUCACGCUAAAAAAUCCAAAUCCCCUUUCAUCUCGACUACUCUCCUUCUCCGAAUUCACCAUCGCAUUCAACCGCUACACCGAGAUAAUCUGCUCAGCCUUCCCCCACAGGCGACGCGAACUAAACGAUUAUUUGUCUAUAAUAGCCGAACUCGCGUUGUCCUACGGAGGGGGGCACUUCUACACUUACCACAAGCUUUUUUCCGCUAAAUGUGCCAUCCGAAUAGCUCAGUGGAACCAGUGCCCUUACUGGGGAGCGAUCGACUCCGACUUGCACAGUCGCGUAUUCCUAGGCUGUAGGAGCAUUUCGUGCGCAAUCUGCAGGUCCGUGGCUCACUCCACCACAACCUGCCCACAAAUAAACCCGGACGCAACCCAACACUCUCUUACUCCCCCGGCAAAAUCCACCAGCUAUGUCCCAAAAUCAGUUACCGCAGCAAACUCACGCCUAGCCCAACCAGGAGAAGAAAGCACACAGCUAUGUAUCGCCUUCAACAACGGGAAAUGCAUCAGACAGCAUUGCCGCUAUCUACACUCCUGCAAGUUCUGUGGCGGUGCUCAUGCACGCAUAGUUUGCCCCGUGCAUAAAGCCGUAAAUAAAAAAUCUAAAAAUUACCUAUCUACUCCUGUGAAUAUUUUUCGCAUGACCAUUGAACUAGCACACCAUCCCGACAAAGAAUUUACUAAUUAUCUCCUGUCUGGCCUCAAACACGGUUUUAACCCGGGCGUCGUUUGCGAGCUUACCCAAAACACCGUCUGCCGUAAUCUCCAAUCCGCCCUCGCAGAGCCCGAUAUAGUAGCUAACCUCAUCAAAAAAGAAGUCGAGUCAGGCUUCAUGAUCGGGCCCUUCAAUACCCCCCCCUUCAAAACGUUCAGAGUCAGCCCAAUCGGAGUGGCUACGAGAAAAUUUUCUGGUAAGAAACGCCUAAUAGUAGACCUGUCAUCUCCGCAUAAUUCCACAGUCCCGAGCAUUAAUAGUUUGAUACCCCUCGACGAAUUUUCACUCAAAUACCAAGACAUAGAUCAGGCAGUCGAACUGAUUAAAAUCGCGGGCCGAGGAGCCUGGUUAGCAAAAAUAGACAUCACUUCUGCUUUCAAAGUGAUGCCCAUCCAUCCGGAUUUUUGGCACCUGUUCGGGAUACGAUGGCUCGAGAAAUACUAUUUCGCCGUCCGGUUAACCUUCGGAUGCAAAAGCAGCCCCAAAAUUUUCGAUAUGCUAUCAGAAGCCGUUUGCUGGAUCCUUUCCAACAAUUACGCAAUCCCACAUAUUAUCCAUCUCUUAGAUGACUUCCUGGUCAUUUCAUCGCCCAAGGCUAUCCCAGCCGCCCAUAUCCUCACCGUCCAAAAAGUCUUUUCCGAGCUCGGGAUUCCCAUCGCUCAGGAAAAAACCAUGGGUCCUGCCACAACCAUAGAGUUCCUCGGCAUCUACCUCGACUCAGCUAAAUUUCAGCUCUCCCUGCCAAAGGAAAAGAUUGAUAGAAUAAUUCUCGUCUCAUCCACCCUCCUCGACAGCCCUUGUUGUUCUAAACGCGAACUUCUUUCCCUGCUCGGGCAUUUAAAUUUCGCCAUGCGCAUAAUUCCACAAGGACGCCCAUUCAUCGCGCACCUUCUAACACUCGCAUCAUCAGUUCACGCGCUCGAGGACCUCAUCCCCCUAACCCAUGCAUGCCGCGACGAACUUAAAUUAUGGAUCCUGUUCCUUAGACAAUGGAACGGGCUUUCUUUUUUUUACAACAAUUUAAUCUCGUCUCCCAUCGACUUGCAGCUGUUUACAGACGCGGCUCCCUCAAUUGGUUUCGGAGGUUUCUACCAAGGCCGUUGGUUCGCGUCCACAUGGCCCCCCCAGAUGCAGGACUCGACCCAGUCCUCAGCUCUUUUCGAGCUCUAUCCCCUCGUAGUAGCAGCCUUCCUGUGGGGCAAUGAAUGGACAACUAAAAGCAUUUUAGUGCACUGCGACAACGAAGCCGUAGUUCAGUGCAUAAACAAAGGCCGUUCUCACUCCCCCGCCCUCAUGCCUCUCCUUAGACGCCUUAUAUGGAUCGCAGCAUGCGACCAAUUCAUAAUUAGCGCAAAGCACGUCCCAGGUACAGAAAACCAAAUCGCUGACUCCCUGUCUCGUUUUCUGUUUCAGAAAUUCAGGACGCUGGCUCCAGAGGCGGACCAAUUCCCCACUCCGGUUCCUCACUAUUCAGAAUUAAUAUUUCCAUAACUCACCCUCUAAAACCACUCCUCGAAGCAUCACUGGACUCUAUUCUCCAAGCAGUCUCUCCCAGAACCCUCCAGUCAUACGUGACUGCAUGGAGGUGCUUUAAGUCAUUUCACCUCACCUAUAACAUCCCUUUCCCAGAUUUUUCUCUACUCUCCAUCACCUCUUUCAUUUCGUUCCUCAACGGCACCAAGGGUCUCCAAGUCGGAUCUAUAAAAAACUACCUGAGCGGAGUCCAGUUUUUUCACAAACUAAUGACCGGCGCUCCUUCACCCGAAAUAAAUAAUUCACAAACCUCCCUCCUAAUCAAAGGGAUCCAGCGAUCCCAGCCCACCCAUCCAGACACCAGAAAACCCAUAACGCUAGAUAUCCUCACAAAAUGUAUCCACACCCUCCGCACAAAUUACCAACCCCUCAGCAUUGCCCGCACGCUCGACGCCAUGUUCAUCCUUGCCUUUUUCGGUUUUCUCAGGUGCUCGGAGCUUACGAUCUCUUUCAAAUUUAAUCCUAAAAUCAACCCCACCGUGUCAGACCUAACCAUACUAGAUGAUGAAACAAUCGCUUAUUUAAUCAAACAAAGCAAAACAGACCAAACCAACAAAGGCCAUUUCAUAUACAUUUUCAAUCUCCCCUCCCCAAUCCAGCCUUACCAAUCCGUCCUCGCCUUUUUACACCUUAGAAAUUCCCAGGCAAAAUCCCCACACGAACCCCUAUUCACCGACGAGUCCAAAAAACCAGUCACUCGUUUCUGGUUCCAAAAACACCUCAAAUGCGUCCUGCAAUUAUCAGGCAUCCCAGCGAACAAUUUCUCCACCCAUUCAUUUCGCAUCGGGGCAGCAACUUCAGCUGCACAAAAAGGCCUCUCCAACCAACAGAUCCAAACUCUAGGAAGAUGGUCCUCAGAAGCAUACCAAAGCUACAUCAGAAUAAACCAGUUUCACAUAAAGAAAGCCCACCAAACCCUCAUCGGCCAUAAAUAAAUAAAUAAAUAAAAAAAAAAAAAAAAAAA
Molecule: messenger RNA, 4752 nt
Organism: Carassius auratus (goldfish)
Lineage: Eukaryota; Metazoa; Chordata; Actinopteri; Cypriniformes; Cyprinidae
Exons: 1
Coding region: 270-3746 (1158 amino acids)
Molecular function (GO): metal ion binding
Source: RefSeq, a predicted model, not a curated record